Molecule: messenger RNA, 1380 nt
Organism: Mesorhabditis spiculigera
Lineage: Eukaryota; Metazoa; Nematoda; Chromadorea; Rhabditida; Rhabditidae
Source: the annotation of a GenBank genome assembly
AUGGCGCCCACGGCCCGUGAUCAUGGAGAAAAGGAGAGCACCUACGGAUUCGUGUUCGGUGUCUCCGGCCCUGUCGUAACUGCCGAGAAGAUGGCCGGAUCGGCUAUGUACGAGCUGGUGCGUGUCGGGCACGGCGAGCUGGUCGGAGAGAUCAUCCGUCUCGAGGGUGACUAUGCCACCAUCCAAGUAUACGAGGAGACUUCCGCUGUCACCAUCGGAGAUCCCGUGCUCCGUACCGGCAAGCCGCUCUCCGUCGAGCUGGGCCCCGGCAUUAUGGGCUCCAUCUUUGACGGUAUCCAGCGUCCCCUGAAGGACAUUGCCGACCUCACCCAGUCCAUCUACAUCCCCAAGGGAGUCAACACCAACGCCCUGUCGCGCGAUGCUCGUUGGGACUUUGACGCCAGCAAGAAGAUGCACGUCGGCGCCCACGUCUCUGGAGGAGACAUCAUCGGAACCGUCAACGAAAAUCUGCUCAUCAAGCACAAGAUCAUGCUGCCCCCCACCGCAUGUGGAACCGUCACGUUUGCCGCCCCGUCUGGCCAGUACACCGUUACCGACGUGCUGCUCGAGAUCGAGUUCUCCGGCGAGAAGCAGCGAUUCACUAUGCUCCAGAUCUGGCCUGUGCGUAGCCCUCGCCCGGUCACCGAGAAGUUGGCCGCCAACAACCCGCUGCUCUGCGGACAGCGUGUGCUCGACGCCCUGUUCCCCUGUGUCCAGGGAGGAACCACCGCCAUCCCCGGCGCCUUCGGUUGCGGCAAGACUGUGAUCUCGCAGUCGCUGUCCAAGUACUCCAACUCCGACGCCAUCAUCUACGUCGGGUGCGGCGAGCGUGGAAACGAAAUGUCUGAAGUACUUCGUGAUUUCCCCGAACUGACCAUGGAGGUCGAAGGUGUCACCACAUCUAUCAUGAAGCGUACCGCCCUUGUCGCGAACACAUCGAACAUGCCUGUGGCCGCUCGUGAAGCCUCCAUCUACACUGGUAUUACCCUCGCCGAGUACUUCCGUGACAUGGGUCUGAACGUGGCCAUGAUGGCCGACUCGACGUCUCGAUGGGCCGAGGCGCUUCGUGAGAUCUCCGGUCGUCUCGGAGAAAUGCCUGCCGAUUCCGGAUACCCCGCCUACCUGGCCGCCCGUCUCGCCUCCUUCUACGAGCGUGCCGGCAAGGUCCGCUGCUUGGGAAGCCCCGAACGUGAUGGAUCCGUCACCAUUGUCGGAGCCGUAUCCCCGCCCGGUGGUGACUUCGCCGAUCCCGUCACGGCCGCCACCCUUGGUAUUGUACAGGUGUUCUGGGGUUUGGACAAGAAGCUCGCCCAGCGUAAGCACUUCCCCUCCAUCAACUGGCUCAUCUCCUACAGAAGGGAAAGUGGGGGGACUGGCCCG